Molecule: messenger RNA, 2820 nt
Organism: Chelonus insularis
Lineage: Eukaryota; Metazoa; Arthropoda; Insecta; Hymenoptera; Braconidae
Exons: 8
Coding region: 18-2732 (904 amino acids)
Cellular component (GO): extracellular region; membrane
Molecular function (GO): chitin binding
Source: RefSeq, a predicted model, not a curated record
CUAAAGUAUUCAACAAUAUGUUGAUACUUCAUUUUAUCUUUUUGUUAUCAACAACUCUAUUUACGAAACAAAUUUUCGGGUAUGUUAUACCAGCUUGUACAGAAUCAUCAUAUGGACGUUUCCCAUAUCUUAAAAGCUGUACCAAGUUUUUUGAAUGCAAGAACGGACAAGUGACGGUUUAUAGUUGCAGACCUGGCUUAGCUUACAAUCCCGUUCUAGCAGACUGUGAUUUACCUGAGAAUGUACCAGGUUGUGAAGAUAUUCAAGCUCAAGAACAUACAUUAGUAGUUUGUCCUCGAAAUUUUAUUGGACAAGUGCCUCAUCCGAAGGAUUGCGAGCAAUAUGCUCAAUGUUUCCGUGGCCUUACUCACUUUAUGAUCUGUGGUCCUGGAUAUGUAUACAAUAUUGAAACUGGCUAUUGUGAUGUAAGAGAAAACGUUCCAGGAUGUCAAGGAAAUUUCGGAAACGGAGUAAACUUCCGAGGGGAUAUAGCUAUUUCAUUACAAACUGCUCGAAGUGCUCCAGGUAGGGUGGAACCGUAUGAUGGAUAUCAUCCUCGAGCACCCUGUUUAACUCCAGGAUGUUUACCUAUUAAUCGACAACCUCCAAGACUUAAUGUGACAUUCCCAUCUGCGCCUGUACCACCACUCAAUAAACCUCCAGUUCCAUUUCGAAAAAUUGAAAUAGAAGAAUCAACUCCAAACUCAAUAACUGAAAAUUUAUUUACAUCAACGGAUGAUAAUUUGGUCACUGUUUCUGAUAAAUCUUCAACGAAUGCAGUUAAUAGCUAUCCCAGUAUAGACGAAACUAAAAUAGUUAAUGAUAAAGAAACAUCAAGUACCAUCAAUACUGAAUUUUCUUCAGAUAUUCCACAAGUUAUAACAAAUGAAGAAACUACAGUCGAUUAUACUACGACGAGUGAAGCUAAAACUGAAAUAGCUAAUGAUGAAGAAAAAUCUAGUACUAUCGGCACGGAAUUUUCUUCUGAUAAUUCACUAGCAAUAACAAAUGAAAAAACUACAGCUGAUUAUACAAAGCCUACAAAUGAAGCUGAAACUGAAGAUAAAAGUAAACCAGAUCAUACAGCCACAAUUUUAUCUGAUCUUUACAGUGGAGAAACAAUUGAUGUAACAAUUACAUCUACUUAUGUUGAUAAAGAGCCCGUAACAACAACUGAAGAUGUAACACCAAGUAGGGAAGUCGAAACUCUUGUCAACAAUGUAACUUCAGAAGUGACAAAAUCUGCUGAUACUAUAGCUCCAGCAGAACCAGAAACUGCUGAAUCUUCUGAGGAAGGACUUCGUGUAGUUAAGCUGAAUAUACCAGAAACUAAUAAGAAUUCGUAUCCAAGAGUUAAUUCCCGAUUUUUUGAACUUUCAGAAAAAGAAAGUGGGAGAUCCGCAGAUUCAUCUGAAAGCUGGUUCAAAAAUUUAUGGUCUUCUAAUUCGAAUAUAAUAAAAAAUGAUGGUGAAAUAAAAAAAAAGGAAUCUAAUGGAAAUUCAUCAGGAAACGAAUUAAAAAAUUCUAACAAACAAGGAGAUGUGAAUGGGAAAGAAUCAACGACGUCUGCUUUUCCAACCAAAUCCAAUUUACGUCAGCCAUUCUACGUAACAAUUAACGGCACAAGAUAUCAUUAUAUAUACAAAGAUGUACAAAUAGAUCAAAAUCAUUCGAAAGUUCGAAGUUACAAUCAUGCACCUCUAGUUGCUAAUGUAAAAGUUUCCAAAGCUCCUUUGCAGAUCAAUAAAACAUCUAUCAAUUCAGGCAAAUCCAAUAAUCAAUUAAUGUCUUGGCUAGAAAAUUUUUUUUCCAUUUCAGCUGAACCACCUUUCCCAUUUUCUUAUACACCUCCAAUCUAUUUUCGAAGUCUCAGAAAUAUUCCUAAAUUAACACCUUUAUCAGGCCAGUCACUUCGAUUAAGAGGUGGAUCAGAUUUAAAUCAUGGAUAUGUUGAAGUUCAAGGUUCUAAACCAGGUUGGGGAGUAAUUUGUCACACAGCAUCAAAUUGGACUUUUCAACAAGCUGAUAUUAUUUGCCAUCAACUAGGAUAUUCCCAGGGUGCUCAAAUGGUUUGGAAAGGUCGUUAUAAUGAGGAUGAAAUUUACCCUUGGGUCGCAACUUCAUACGCCGAAUGUCAAGGCAAUGAAACUUGGUUCCAAACAUGUAAAUUCCGCAAUAAUUCAGAUUGUAAUAUUCAACGAGAUAUGGUAGGAAUAAGGUGUCUUCCGAAUAAUGAGACUUAUUGUCGUGAAGAUGAAGUAUUCUACGGAGGAUACUGCUACCAUUUAACGAAAUCAAACUCAAACUUAACCCAUGAAGAGGCUGCACAAUAUUGUAGAGAAAGAUCAUCUUCACUUCUGUAUAUUACAAGCCAAAAAGAAAAUGAUUUUGUGUCUGAAUGGUUAAUUCGACAACAUCCAGAUAUUAAAUCAGUUACGAUGGGUGGCUUGGGAUUUCCAGCUUCAAAUCGAUCUCAGUGGAUUUGGAAAGAUACUCAUAAAACUAAAUUCAUUUUCUCUAAAUGGUGGCCAGGAUGGAAUAGUGAAAGAAUACUACCACCUUAUGUAAAAUCAGGAGUUUCAUGUAUGGUAAUGAAGAAAGAGUUCCCAUGCAAUGACAAUCAGAAUACCAAGUGUCAUACUGACUAUUUCUUCUGGGAUACUGAAAGAUGUGGAAUUUCUCAACGAGACUCUACUUAUAUUUGUAAAAGAUCAAACAAUGAUCAUUUUUAAAAAUAUUUGAUUAAUUUCAUUUGUAACAAGAAGAAAAUUUUGUCUCAAUUUUAUUGAUCAAUUUUGAAAUUAGGAAUAUUUGAUUAAU